This is a messenger RNA of Cryptomeria japonica (Japanese cedar), 2172 nucleotides long. Its product is annotated as E3 ubiquitin-protein ligase At3g02290. The transcript is spliced from 7 exons. The record is from RefSeq and is a predicted model, not a curated record. Bases 1128 to 1820 code for a protein of 230 amino acids. NCBI's taxonomy places the organism in Eukaryota, Viridiplantae, Streptophyta, Pinopsida, Cupressales, Cupressaceae. Gene Ontology annotation, molecular function: ubiquitin-protein transferase activity.
GGAAAAAUUAACCCCACGUCAAACUAAAUUGAAUUGCAACAAACAUUGGCGUCCACGGACGUUGCUGCGAAAUUCGGCAAUGGCGAACAGCUGGUCUCUGAUUUUUCCAAUUUACUGCCAAUUUUCUCAUUUUUACGGCGAUCAAGGAAGGAGCCAAUUUUCUGUCCUAAAUUGAUUUUCUUAAAAUCUGGAUCAUGUCAAUUAUGUUAUUGCAGGGUUUCCUUAACAUUUUGCGGCAAUUUUCCCGGAAGAAGCCUUAUUUAUCUGUCUAGAAAAUUCAGCCAUUGUUGUUUUCUUUGGAGCUUUCAAAUCUCGGCCAAAUUAUUCCUCAUCGCAUGGUUUUUUCGCCGUAAUGUGGGCUUCUGAGGCGGCAUUUCCAUCCUUUUCAAUUGAUGCUUAUGAUUUUAGGACGGGAAUUUGAGGUGUUUGUCUAUGUGGAGGAAUUUGAAUUUGAUUUGACGCAUUGUUGGUACGUAUAGUAGAGAUUUGGAAUUGCAUUGUGGGCAGCGUGGAAUCCAGUUAAAUUUACUCCGUGUUUAAAGGAUUCAGCUGUGUUGUUUCCAGGCAAUCUACGUUGAUCCAUGCUGCUUGAGUAGUGGUUUACAUGAAUUUAUCGCUCAUGAGCAUUGUCAAAAGACCAAUUUUUAUGCGAUUCAAAUGAUCUGUUUCAACAUGGUUGGUCUCUGAUUAUUAUUGAAAAUAAAUGAUUGCUAAUCAAGAGAGCAGAAGUCAAAAGGAUAAAUGCAUUUUGAAGAUAAACGUAGAGAUAAAGGUGGAUGUGGAAGUCCUAGCUCCAAAAUUCAGUUCUGGUUAUUAGGUCUUCUACUGGGUUUUGGGAUUAAUGAGUAUCAUUGCUCUACUUUGUGACGACGGAAGAAUUGAAAGAGUUGAAUCUGUAUUCCUGUAUAUGACACAAGACAGGAAGGUCCAUGGAGAGUUGUUUAUGAUUUAGAAGCCGUAUUUGUUAAUUUCGUUCUACAAGAAAUUUGUUUUUAUUGUCUGGUUCUUUGUGAUAUAAUCUGCAGCUGGGACUUUCGCUGCUAUCAGGAAAAGGGUGCCAACCGGCAUUGCAUGAACAUUGAAUCAUUUCUUAUAUUGGGGACUUGUUACAUCUAGAAAAGUGAAGCAUGGGUUCUUUCUGUUGCUGUUUAAAUCAGGAAGACUUUGAAGAAUACACUGGUUAUCCAAAUGGACGUAUGCUACAGCAUUGUUAUUGUCUCAGCUUUUGUGUCCCCUGGUUACUCAACAUGUAUUCAUCAGUUUUUUAUAGAGUUGAAGGUAAUAGUGUUUCUUCAUCUAUUCAAGGAGUCCCUUCAUCGUCAGCUGGAUUCCUAGGUGUCACUUCACCUGACAGUUCCCCACCUGAUACAUAUCGGGCUCCUCCAAGGCCCUUGCCCUAUGAUACAGAUCCCAGGUAUCUCCGUUUACAGCGUGAUGGUUUGGUUUCACGACGUGACAAGACUGGUAGCCAUUUGCAUGGAGAGUCUGAGCCCCUUAGACGAACCAAUAAUGAUGAAGAUGGUGAACCCUUGACAACCUUGCAGAGUUGGAAUGAGGCAGAUUAUGAGGAUCAAGGCCAACCUGAAUCACCUGGAAAACGACAGACAUUAAAAGCAAUGAUGAGAAUUGAAUCUAGCCUAUCUCUCCUGGGAGAUGAAGAUGUCUGCCCCACUUGUCUUGAUGGCUAUAAUAUUGAAAAUCCAAAAAUUCCCACACAAUGUGGGCACCAUUUCCAUCUUGGCUGUAUAUAUGAAUGGAUGGAAAGAAGCAAAAACUGUCCAGUCUGUGAUAAGGAAAUGGUGUUUAGUGAAAGUCCUUGACAAGCAUUUUCCUAGAUUUCUCUUUAACUGAAUAAAUUGCAGUUCACAUUCUGAAUAUCUUCUUCAAAGUUCGUUCUAGUCAUCAUGGAUUCUAAUAUCAUUGGCCAUACCUAUUAUGGCUGCAUUAUUCCAUAAUUGUUGGUCAGUUACAGGAUUGUUAACUACUCAUUAAUAAGUUUGAAGAUCAAGAGAUGUACAUAAUAUUAUGUAGAGGAGGAAACUUACACAGUUUCUAUUUAGAGAGAUCUACUUUCGUGUAUAUUUGUUGUGGCUUUUGGCCAUUGGAAUUUUUUAAAGCAACAAUUACAGACUAAAAUUCUUAUAAAAUAAAAUUAUUUCCUCGUUUUUCUUU